AAUUCCACCAACAUGACUAGCUUGGUCCCUGGCUUGAACGACACGACCAUCGACUGGAACGAGACACAUGCAACCAAAAAUGCCAGUUUCCCUCGUUUUAACGACACCGUGAGACCACCCGAGGAGACCAUUACGUUUCCUCCUUACACUCCCACUUCGUCCGCAGUCCCGCGACAUAACAUACCUUCUCUGGAAGCAUCCUUUCCUCAGCAAUCGUGGCCGAAUGAGUCCGUCGCAGCUCUCGCCGCCGUCGCCGGAGUGGCCGCCACGCUUCUGGUUGUUUGGGCUCUGCAACUCCGACAAAAGAGAGCGAAGGUCAUGACACGGGAGGGCUCGGACGAUAGCAUUUCGCCGCCCGACUAUGUAUGCGCCGGCAGUCCCAUCGGCACGGCCGUCACCCUACCGGCGUCGUCGUCGAGCUACAUGUAGAUCGACGAUACGGAAUAGUUACCACGUCGAUGGCGGAGCGAUGCGACACUGUUCUUCCGAGGUCUAUCGCGGGAGAGUCAUGGAAGGAUGGCAGAGAUGGUGGUGGCAGCGCCUGCGGGCACUGUUUUGCACUUCGAAGUACUUAUCACGUUGACGAC
Aphanomyces astaci is the source of this 587-nucleotide messenger RNA. RefSeq lists its product as hypothetical. Bases 13 to 429 code for a protein of 138 amino acids. NCBI's taxonomy places the organism in Eukaryota, Oomycota, Saprolegniomycetes, Saprolegniales, Verrucalvaceae. The record is from RefSeq and is a predicted model, not a curated record. The transcript has a single exon.